Messenger RNA from Gasterosteus aculeatus aculeatus (three-spined stickleback), 969 nucleotides. Lineage: Eukaryota; Metazoa; Chordata; Actinopteri; Perciformes; Gasterosteidae. The record is from RefSeq and is a predicted model, not a curated record.
CUGUGAAACCGUUUUAUUAUCAAAACAAUUAUUGUUUAAAUAAUUAAAUAAUUCGCACAUUCGUUGCGACUUAUGAGGUCGAGUCCUGAGUAGAAGUACGCGGCUUUGAAGCAAAUUUGGACCUUGUGGCAAAAUGGUACAAUUUCAGGCUCUUUGGGGAAUGGAAAGAUUUACAUAGUAUGUAAUUGUAUGAAAAAUAUCACAAUGGCUUUAAAAAAUGCAAUUAUUACAUUUAGAUGAUUAAUAUAAUUAUAACAUUUCAUGACAAUGAAUAAUAAUACUUAUUUCAAUUGAUAUUUGACACUUGACGCAAUAUAUGUGCAUAUGUCCUCAAUGACCUGGUAGCUGCAACAAUUGCCUCCCCGGGUUAAUCGGGGCCUCGCAUGCAGAAGACGGACAGCGAGCCACUUGUAAAAUAUCCUAAAGAGGAGCGACUCCACUCGAGCAGGUCAAAGGGUGCAAACAUUCAGUCACCACAGGUGCACCACACAGCGAUACCACAAGCACUUGUUUACAGGUUGUGCUGUUCCUACGGAGACUUUUAAAAGCAUUUUUGUGUCCUUAUAAUUGUAUUUGUACUCUGAUGUGAUGCAGCUCAAUGGGUGGGAACCGGUGAGCAUACCAGUUUACACACACACACAAUCCCUCACAGCGUUGUGGGUUUUUCCGUCGGUUCUACCAGGUCCUCACUGUUCUCUGACUGUCUCCCAGACUGGCAGGGCCAUCAAGUUUGCCGUGGACCACGUCUUCGCCUCCUCCAACAGAGCCAGGCAGGUCAAAAAUCGCAUUGCCGUCGUGGUCACUGAUGGCAAAUCUCAGGACGACGUGGUGGAUGCCAGUGUGGAGGCCCGAGCUCAGGGCAUUACAGUGUUUGCUGUUGGAGUCGGCAGUGAGAUCACCACCUCAGAGCUGGUAUCCAUCGCCAACAGGCCGUCAUCUGCCUAAGUCCUGUACGCCGAAGAUUACACC